Daucus carota subsp. sativus is the source of this 1781-nucleotide messenger RNA. Its product is annotated as WAT1-related protein At1g25270. The record is from RefSeq and is a predicted model, not a curated record. NCBI's taxonomy places the organism in Eukaryota, Viridiplantae, Streptophyta, Magnoliopsida, Apiales, Apiaceae. Gene Ontology annotation, cellular component: plasma membrane. The transcript is spliced from 7 exons. Bases 134 to 1405 code for a protein of 423 amino acids. Gene Ontology annotation, molecular function: transmembrane transporter activity.
CCUUCUUAACUCCACAGCUUCUCCUUUUCUCUCUUUCUCAUCAAACAAGCGAGAAGUCCAAAUCUUGAUCUUCUUGCUUGUUUAAUCCUCCUCACAAAUCUUCAUAUUUGUGGGUAGGGAAAAUUGUUUCGAAAUGGAAGUGAAAAUGGACAAGAUAUGUAAUGUGGUGCAUGGCUUCAAGCCUACUAUACUUAUGCUCAUUGUUCAGACUGCUUUUGCUGGAGUCAAUGUGUUGUAUAAGUUGGCUUCCAAUGAUGGCAUGAAUCUCAGAAUACUCGUGGCUUAUCGCUUCAUUUUUGCCGCGGCUUUCAUCGUUCCGGUUGCACUUUUUGUCGAGAGGAAAAAGAGACCGAAAAUGACAUGGAUGGUGAUUCUGCAAGGGUUUUUUUGUGGGCUGUUAGGUGGAUCGCUGGCGCAAAACUUGUAUGUGCAGUGCUUGGUCUUAACAUCAGCGACGUUUGCUUCUGCAACUACUAAUCUGAUUCCUGCCAUUACGUUCGUCCUUGCUAUCUGCUUCAGGCUGGAGAAGUUAAAUUGGGAUAAAGCAUCUGGAAAAGCAAAGGUGAUUGGAACAUUAAUGGGUAUAUCCGGGGCAAUGGUUCUCACGUUUUACAAAGGCCCGGAUAUCAAUUUCUGGAAUACUCAUAUUAACCUUCUGGAUCAUACACAUGAACACGGUGGACAUGUGCCAGGAACCCACCCAAAUAGAAUUUUGGGGGCUUGUUUUGCUCUAGGUAGUUGUAUAUGCUAUGCCCUUUGGUUGAUUCUUCAGGCAAAGAUGGUGGAGCGUUACCCUUGUCCUUACUCCAGCACCGCCCUGAUGGCUACAAUGGGAGCAAUUCAAGGCACAAUAUUUGCCCUAUGCAUGGAAAGGGACUGGAGUCUGUGGAAGUUGGGAUGGAACAUCAGACUCCUCACUGUUGCUUACGCGGGAGUGUUGGCUUCCGGAGUGAUGUUUACAUUGGUUGCCUGGUGUAUAAGAAUGCGAGGUCCUUUGUUCGUGUCGGUUUUCAACCCUCUGAUGCUUGUGCUUGUGGCUAUAGCUGGAUCAUUGGUACUCAAUGAGCAUUUACAUUUGGGAAGUGUGAUCGGAGCAAUAACAAUAGUUUGUGGAUUAUAUGCUGUGCUUUGGGGAAAAGGGAAGGAAAUGAAGAGGAUUGCACAGUUAAUGCCAGAAGUAAGCUCAGGAGAUUCAUCGAAACCUAUUGAAAUUGUUAUAACUUCAUCACCAGGAGCAUCAGAAACCCGCAAGGAUGCUGUCUGUGCCAGCAAUAACACGAGUGAGGCUAAUGCAACCCGUUCUCCAACAAACAAUAACAUAAAUGAGGUUACUGCAAACAAUUCUCCUGCUACUUUGGCAAAUACUUGCAGAGAAUCGGAUGAAAUUGGGAUAGUAAAGGAAUAAGAUAUGAGUAAACAUAAAGACAAGGAUUUUGCAACAUGUCAAGAGUUCUUUUAGAAAGCGAGUUUUCUUAAUCUCAAGGCUCGGAGCACCUACUAUAGAGCUAGCUAGUAUGAUCAAUCCCCUUCGUAUGUUCGUUUGGAGAGAAGCUAUCUGGUUUCUGCUGGAGGCUGAGUGGUGAUAGAGCCACUCUCUAUCUCUAUCCGAGAAGAAGAAAGGAUUGACAGUAGUACGAUAGUUUGUGCCACAACCCAUUUGCUCAAUGCGUUUGGGCAGUUUUGGUAGUGAUGGCGAGUGGCACUCUAGGAUGUUUUCUUUAAUCUACGGCACAAUAGACUUAUGUAAAGUUUCCUGCUAAUAAUAUUUCUCGAGUUUCAAA